UGCUGCGCGAAGCGAGCGGUUGUUGACAGGCGGUGGAGGCGGCCGGAGGGGAGUUGCGGUGUUUUCUAUCAUGCCUGACUGGGCGAGCUGCCCUGGGCCGAGGCCUCUGGGCUGGGGAUGAAAGAAGCUGAUCAGAUGCAGAGUCUGGAGGGCUCGGGGGCCGGGCGGUCAGUCGGCACGCAGACUGGCAGCAUGACGGGUCAAAUACCAAGGCUUUCUAAAGUCAACCUUUUCACUCUGCUCAGUCUCUGGAUGGAGCUCUUCCCAGGAGUAGAAACCCAAGGGCAGAAGUCUCAGAAAAACGAAGAGGAAAACCGUGGCCCCUUAGGAGAUAAUGAAGAGUUGGCCAGAGUGUCUUCUGACAAAAAACAGGUGAAGAAGACCGGUCUUGUGGUGGUGGAAAACAUGAAGAUCAUUGGUCUUCACUGCUCCAGUGAAGACCUACACACUGGGCAGAUUGCUCUCAUUAAACACGGGUCCAGGCUGAAAAACUGUGAUCUUUAUUUUUCAAGAAAGCCAUGUUCUGCUUGUUUGAAAAUGAUUGUGAAUGCUGGAGUUAACCGAAUUUCUUACUGGCCUUCUGACCCAGAAAUAAGUUUGCUCACCGAAGCUUCUAGUUCUGAAGAUGCAAAGCUAGAUGCCAAAGCAGCAGAAAGAUUGAAGUCAAACAGCCGGGCCCAUGUGUGUGUCCUGCUCCAGCCACUGGUGUGCUACAUGGUGCAGUUUGUAGAGGAAACCUCUUACAAAUGUGACUUUAUUCAAAAAACUGCCAGAGCACUGUCGGGUGCUGACACUGAUUUUUAUUCUGAAUGUAAACAAGAAAGAAUAAAAGAAUAUGAAAUGUUAUUUUUGGUUUCAAAUGAAGAAAUGCAUAAGCAGAUACUAAUGACUAUAGGUCUGGAGAACUUGUGUGAAAACCCCUAUUUUAGCAAUCUAAGGCAAAACAUGAAAGACCUGAUCCUGCUUCUGGCCACAGUAGCUUCCAGUGUGCCCAACUUGAAACACUUCGGAUUCUACUGUAGCAACCCAGAACAGAUCAAUGAAAUUCACAAUCAAAGUUUGCCACAGGAAGUUGCACGGCACUGCAUGGUGCAGGCCAGGUUAUUGGCAUAUCGAACUGAGGAUCAUAAAACAGGAGUUGGAGCUGUCAUUUGGGCAGAAGGGAAAUCUGGAUCAAACUCGGCUCACCAGGUUGGGGGCACACACCUUUACCAGAGAAGCUGUGACGGAACUGGAGCUAUGUACUUCGUAGGAUGUGGUUACAAUGCCUUUCCCGUGGGCUCUGAGUACGCUGACUUCCCCCACAUGGACGACAAGCACAAGGACAGAGAGAUACGCAAGUUCAGAUACAUCAUACAUGCCGAGCAGAAUGCUUUGACGUUUAGGUGUCAAGAUAUAAAGCCAGAAGAACGCAGUAUGAUUUUUGUGACAAAAUGCCCUUGUGAUGAAUGUGUGCCUUUAAUUAAAGGUGCAGGCAUAAAGCAGAUCUAUGCUGGGGAUGUAGAUGUUGGAAAAAAGAAAGCAGACAUCUCCUAUAUGAAGUUUGGGGAGCUUGAGGGCGUUCGCAAAUUUACAUGGCAGUUGAACCCAUCUGAAGCUUACAGUCUUGAUCCAAAUGAGCCUGAAAGGAGAGAAAACGGUGUAUUGAGGCGCAGGUCCACAAAGGAAGAACAGCGCAGCAGCAAGAGGCCACGUCUGGAAACCCGCUCUGCAGGCCGGGCUACACUGCAGUAACCUGUGUGCUUUCUUACCGCACCUCUCAAAUUCAGCCUGUGGGUUUGUGAAUGACUGAAAAGCUUUUACGGGGCUGAAUUCUAGUUAGCCUAUGAGCGAUCUUACCAAGGACCUUUUUAUUUUUAGAUGUGUUUCUUAGCACGUAGUGUGUUCUUUCAUUACAUUAAAUGGUGUAGCAAUAGUUUGAGACCAAUAUCAGACCAACGGGACCUAUUGCUGUUUAUCCAGACUCUGUGCAGCCAGUUUCAAAAGGGCUCAUUCACAGGAGGGGAUCUUCUUUUGACAAAUAGUAAUUCCUUUGGAUUACAAGGAUACUAAUCAGUAAACUGCUCCAGGGAAUAAAAUGACAUGGUCAUCUUUUAAGACUCCAUGUAUAGCUAACCAAAAGGCUGCAUUAUACUAAGUCCUGCUAGCCAGAGCUUGCUGAAAUCAGAUCGGCUCGAAGUUGCUGUGCCCAUUCUUCAUUUGAAGUGUGUUUUAUGAGUGGCCUGGACAUUUAGAUCAGCGGAGCAGUGCUGUGGGAGCAUGUGCCAGGUCCUGAGCUUCCUCCUGAGCACCACAAACAAAUAAAAUGUCAACCUCA
Messenger RNA from Peromyscus californicus insignis, 2317 nucleotides. RefSeq names its product cytidine and dCMP deaminase domain containing 1 (gene Cdadc1). Gene Ontology annotation, biological process: dUMP biosynthetic process; dTMP biosynthetic process. Lineage: Eukaryota; Metazoa; Chordata; Mammalia; Rodentia; Cricetidae. The record is from RefSeq and is a predicted model, not a curated record. The transcript has 11 exons. Gene Ontology annotation, cellular component: cytoplasm. Bases 118 to 1734 code for a protein of 538 amino acids. Gene Ontology annotation, molecular function: dCMP deaminase activity; zinc ion binding.